UCGAACGAUCUUUUCCGGGUCGAAAAAUUAACGCAUCCAUGAACGUGAGCUAGCAGGCCCGAAUUCUUCAUUAAAACCCCAAAGAAAAUUUAAUCGGACAUUUAAACAGGCGCAGUACAGGACAUUGUAGCGUGUCGUUCGGUAACCUUAUGACACAGCAAUGCCGGGGCUCAGCUGUCGAUUUUACCAACACCGGUUCCCAGAGGUGGAGGAUGUUGUAAUGGUGAACGUGAGAUCCAUUGCUGAGAUGGGAGCCUAUGUCAGCCUUCUGGAAUACAACAACAUUGAGGGCAUGAUCCUCCUGAGUGAGCUGUCACGUCGACGUAUCCGCUCCAUUAACAAGCUCAUCCGCAUAGGCCGCAACGAGUGUGUGGUUGUCAUCCGAGUAGACAAAGAAAAGGGAUACAUUGAUUUAUCUAAAAGAAGAGUUUCACCAGAGGAGGCCAUCAAGUGUGAAGAUAAAUUCACCAAAUCUAAAACUGUGUACAGCAUUCUGCGGCACGUUGCAGAGGUGCUGGAUUACAGUAAAGACGAGCAGCUAGAGAGCUUGUAUCAGCGCACUGCCUGGGUCUUUGAUGAGAAAUACAAGCGGCCAGGAUACGGCGCUUAUGAUGUCUUCAAACAGGCUGUAUCAGAUCCUGCCAUUCUGGAUGGCCUGGAUUUAACAGAGGAAGAGAGGAGUGUGCUGAUAGACAACAUCAACAGGCGACUCACUCCACAGGCUGUCAAAAUCAGAGCAGACAUUGAAGUGGCGUGCUAUGGGUAUGAGGGGAUUGAUGCAGUGAAGGAAGCUUUGAGGGCCGGACUCGGCUGUUCCACAGAGGCCAUGCCCAUCAAGAUCAACCUGAUCGCUCCCCCUCGCUAUGUGAUGACAACCACCACCCUGGAGCGCACAGAGGGCCUAUCUGUCCUAAACCAGGCAAUGGCUGCUAUCAAGGAGAAGAUUGAGGAGAAAAGAGGCGUCUUUAACAUCCAGAUGGAGCCCAAGGUGGUGACAGACACAGAUGAGACAGAACUCGCCCGGCAACUGGAGAGGUUAGAGCGGGAGAAUGCCGAGGUGGACGGAGAUGACGACGCCGAGGAAAUGGAGGCCAAAGCAGAGGACUAGAAUCAGCCCUUGGAUGAAUGCUGGUGGGGGAAAAACAUCAAACAAGAAAACAUGGACAGACCUGGCCACAGUCACUCAGUUUUACAGCUGUUAACUUUCACAUUGCAAACAUUAACUGGUGUUACUAGUUUAUUGGCAAACAUCCUGGUUUGUUCAUUAGCAAGGUUGUCUCAGAAGAAGGUAACUUACACAUCUGUCUUAACUGGGCAUGGACACAAGGAUGAUUAAAUCACAAUAUAUACAACAGUAUAGUUUCUAUUUGUAAGUACCCCAAUUUCAAUAAGUAACAGAAGCUGUUUACAAGCAGUGGCUUUCACUUGCCAUUGCUUAAGAGCCUAGUGUCUUCAGUAUCCAUGGCAUUUCAUGUCUGGCUGGGCACUGGAUGUGACUGACUAAAGGGGAAAUGCAUUGGCUUGUCUGUCUACGCCUGUCAGUGGUGACUUAAUUUGCUGAUUCUCUUCCAAUUGAAGGGUUUUUACUAGUAAGACCUGCCCUUGUUAGGUUACUUGGCAUCAAUAAAGUUCUGAAAGUUUUAAACUCAA
This is a messenger RNA of Amphiprion ocellaris (clown anemonefish), 1650 nucleotides long. It is a transcript of the gene eif2s1b, whose product is annotated as eukaryotic translation initiation factor 2, subunit 1 alpha b. Gene Ontology annotation, molecular function: ribosome binding; translation initiation factor activity; RNA binding. Gene Ontology annotation, cellular component: multi-eIF complex; eukaryotic translation initiation factor 2 complex; eukaryotic translation initiation factor 2B complex. NCBI's taxonomy places the organism in Eukaryota, Metazoa, Chordata, Actinopteri, Pomacentridae. Bases 161 to 1108 code for a protein of 315 amino acids. The transcript has 8 exons. The record is from RefSeq and is a predicted model, not a curated record.